This is a messenger RNA of Cuscuta epithymum, 438 nucleotides long. NCBI's taxonomy places the organism in Eukaryota, Viridiplantae, Streptophyta, Magnoliopsida, Solanales, Convolvulaceae. The record is from the annotation of a GenBank genome assembly.
CUGAAAAGAAGGAAGAAGUUGAGUCUGAAUCAGUGGAUGAGGAGAUCGAGCUGCACAAAGCUGAAGAUCCAUAUGUGCCGCCUAAGCCAUAUGUUCCACCCGUUCCUUUCCCAAACAGGUUAAAAAGUUCUAAGCUUAACAAUUCUUUUGAUGAGAUUUAUAAGUUGUUGUCUAAGGUUAAUGUGAAUUUGCCUCUUCUUGACAUGAUAAAAAACAUGCCUGCCUACGCUAAAUUUUUGAAAGAAUUGAGCACUAGAAAGCGUAGGUAUGAACCGAAUGAAAAAGUGUUUGUUUCUAAGGCUGUUAGUGAUGUUUUGCAAAAAGAUUUGCCCCCAAAAUUAGAAGACCCUGGCAGUUUUAUUAUCAACAUUAAUUUGGGGAAUUCUAAAUCCGAAAAAGCUAUGCUUGAUUUGGGGGCAAGUAUAAAUUUGAUGCCUU